This is a messenger RNA of Piliocolobus tephrosceles (Ugandan red Colobus), 2595 nucleotides long. It is a transcript of the gene CRACR2B, whose product is annotated as calcium release activated channel regulator 2B. The transcript has 10 exons. Gene Ontology annotation, cellular component: trans-Golgi network membrane. The record is from RefSeq and is a predicted model, not a curated record. NCBI's taxonomy places the organism in Eukaryota, Metazoa, Chordata, Mammalia, Primates, Cercopithecidae. Gene Ontology annotation, molecular function: calcium ion binding. Bases 1107 to 2315 code for a protein of 402 amino acids.
AGGCGCCUGGCCUACAUGUUUAUUGUUUAAAAACUGGGAAAGUAUCGAGAAGAAAGUAAAGGCUCCCCACCCCUAGAGAUAACCGCUGAAAGUAUUUGGUCUGUUUCCUGCCCGGCUUUUUCCUACACACACUUUUUGGCGCCUUAAGUCAGGCUCCCCACGGACAGGAGCGGCCCCUCCCAGACGCUGGUGUCUGCACCCGCCCCCCGCAGCCUUGUCCCUGCUCCGGGGGGUCCCUGGGUCUCCGGGGCACAUCGCUGUUCCACGGCUCGCUCGAGCCUCCACGGGUCGGGCAGCUGGGGCAGCGCAGAGAGGCGGGGACAGGCGACAGCGGCUCCUCCCCGGGCCGGCCCAAGCAGGGGUCUCGGUGCCUGGGAGGCGGCAGGGGUCGCUCCGGGCCCAGUGACCCCGGCGCCCCGUCCGGGUCCCAGCGGGGGCGGGGCGCGCCCAGCGUUUCCGGGAGGAGCGGCCCGGGCGCGCGGCAGGUGCGGCGGCGCAGUUCGCAGGUAGGCGACCGCUGGUCCCGCCGCUGAGGCCCCUCCACCGCCGCCCGCCCGGCACCCGCCGCCGGCACCCCCUCGGGGCCGCCGUGGCCCGCGCCAAACCUGAGCGUCUCGGUCGGGAACUCCAGUUACCCCCUCGGGGCGCGCGGCGGCAGGGUUGCAGAGCGUGAUGGGCUCCUCCCUCACUGACCUGAAGCCAGCUCCUCUCAGCUUUCAGGAUCCCACCUUCCUUAUCACCAGGUUUUCUCCACUGGCCCCUGAGAUUGCCCUCACCUCCAGCCCCUCUCCCAAAGUCGGCAGCCCCUCCUAGGUCUGUAGACUCUCGCUGGGUUCCAACCUCCUGAGAUGCCAGACCCAUUGGGGCAGUACUCACAGGUCCUGAGCCUGCAUCACCCACCCCAGUGACACCCCAACCCUGCAGCAUUUUCCUCCCCCACCCCCUUGGCCCCAGCUUGCCUUCCGCCUACCUUCCCACCUGCUGCAGGGAGGGCUCUCAGCUGAGCCGUCAGACAUAUUUGCACCCCAUCUUCUCCCCUCCUGAAUUUCUUCUGACCCUCCCUUGGCUUCACAGCACCUGAAGGCCAACUGAGGCCCCCUGCUCCCAUGGCCAGCCCUGGAAAGCCUGGGGCUGAAGAGGCCCAGGAGGAGGAGGGGGAACUUGAGGGGGGCACUGCAGGGCCAUGGGCUGCAAUGCUGGAGCAGGCCCAGGAGCUGUUUCUGCUGUGUGACAAGGAGGCCAAGGGUUUCAUCACCAGGCACGACCUGCAGGGUCUCCAGAGCGACCUGCCCCUCACACCAGAGCAGCUGGAGGCCGUGUUUGAAAGUCUGGACCAGGCUCACACUGGCUUUCUCACUGCCCGGGAGUUCUGCCUGGGCCUGGGGAUGUUUGUGGGGGUGGAGUCGGCCCAGGGAGCGACCCCCCGCAGGACUCCCGAGGAGACCUUUGAGUCGGGCUGGGGCUGGCUGGACGUGCAGGGCACCGGGGCCUCUCUGGAUGAGGAGGAGGAGGAAGAGGAGGAGCGAUUCCACACUGUGUUGGAGCAAUUGGGGGUGGCCCCGGUCCUGGGCGAGCAGCGGGCUGUGAGGACGCUCUGGGCCCGGCUGCAGCGAGAGCGCCCCGAGUUGCUGAGCUCUUUCGAGGAUGUUCUGAUACGCGCGUCAGCCUGCCUGGAGGAGGCGGCCCGGGAGCGCGACGGCCUGGAGCAGGCGCUGCGGAGGCGCGAGAGCGAGCACGAGAGGGAGGUGCGCGCUCUGUACGAGGAGACGGAGCAGCUUCGCGAGCAGAGCCGGCGCCAGCCGAGUCAGAACUUCGCCCGCGGGGAGCGGAGAAGCCGCCUGGAGCUGGAGCUGCAGAGCCGCGAGCAGGACCUGGAACGCGCGGGCUUGCGGCAGCGGGAGUUAGAACAGCAGCUGCAGGCCCGGGCUGCGGAGCACCUGGAGGCGCAGGCCCAGAACUCCCAGCUGUGGCGGGCGCACGAGGCGCUGCGAACGCAGCUGGAGGGGGCGCAGGAGCAGAUCCGCAGGCUGGAGAGCGAAGCGCGAGGCCGCCAGGAGCAAACCCAACGAGAGGUGGUCGCCGUCUCCAGGAACAUGCAGAAAGAGAAAGACAGCCUGCUACGGCAACUGGAGCUGCUCAGGGAACUGAACACACGGCUGCGGGAUGACAGAGAUGCCUGCGAGGCCAGGCGGGCGGGUGGCAGCCGCAGGAAGGCUCUGACAACUGCCCACCUGCCUGGGCCCACCUGCUGCUGCUGCUGCUGCUGGACUCGGCCCCACAGACGCAGCUCUGGCCACCUUCCCAGUAACCGGUGACCAGCUCCGAGUGACUCACAGAGCAUCAGCUAGAAGCUGCUCUUCUGGGAGGCUUGUCAUGGGUAGGGGGUGCCCACUCAGGAUACGGGCUCUCCCCAGGGGGCCCUAGGCUCGCCUGACUGAAGAACUGAAGACAUGAAGGACCUAGCCUGGGAGUGGUCAGGAUCCAGGGAGUGAUCAGGAUCCCGUGUGCCCUCUGCCAGUCUUCGCUCUGUCCCCAAUCAACCCCAACUCAGUUCAGCAAAAAACCCCCCUCGUCAAAUAAAACCUACUGACUGCA